AUGUCUGGAUCCUGCAGCUACGACUACUCAGUGCCAGGGCUGCCGUCCUCCCCUGAUAGUGACAUCACGGGGAUUGGUGUUAUUAUCAACUACAUUGCUACCGCAGGGCUCUCUAUCCUUAUUAUCCCGAUUUACUAUGUCACCGUGUACGACCCUUCGCAUGACCCAUUCGACAAAGCCGGAGAAAAGACAAUCCUAGCUCGCUCCAAUCCAGUGGACAAUUUCAUCUUGGGAGGACUUCGAUCUGGAACAAGAUAUCUCUUGAAACAUCUCCGCUCUAAUCAAAUGAGACCUCAUGCCAGUGUUCGGAUUGCGAAUAUUCUGAUUAAGUGUAUCCUGGUAAUGAGUGAUCUUCAGACUGUCACCGGCUUCGCGAUCCUCAUCAGUGGGUAUACGCAGCUUGAAUGUGGCCUUGAUACCUCGAAAUGGCGCGCUAUUCUUGGCUUAACAUGGUUCGCCUACAUCACGCAACUGUCAUGUUUGACAAUCUUGCAAGACCAUCUUUACACGCAUACAUUUGAGCGCUCCUGGCGCUUGCUUGCUACAGGAGCCCUUGCAACGUUGUUGGCUGUUGGUCUGCUGUUGACAGCCAACCCUAUGUGGUAUGAUCCCGAUGACUCCCGUCCCGCUAUCUCCAUCCAAACAUCGAUUGCCUCUGCAGUUUUCGUUGUAGUUGCCUUUAUCUCUCGGGUUGUCAGGCUACACAAAGUUUUAAGUAUCGGCAUCCUUGGCCAGGCUAUCUAUUGGCUCGAUUCUCAGGGGCGUCAGCUUCUCUGGGUUCUUUUCAAGUGGCUCUGUGCCGGAGAAAGUAUUUACAGUCUCAAACGCUCGCUCAUAUAUCGUCCUCUCUUCGGUGCUUUCAAAACACUACGUCUGCUGUUGGUUUCGUGGGCUUCUUUUGCCGUCGAAGUGGGCUGGGUUUGUGUCGCAUUUUCCUGGGGGUUUUACCGUCUGUAUUUGGACCUUGGUGGCCAGAGCGAAUUUUUUAGCGCCAGCAGAGAAGACUGGACGUUCGGACAAGUCGUGUCCGUGAUUAUGCUAAUGGCACCACUUAUAAGUAUUAUUGGAGCUUUCAAUGACGCAGAUACAAAAGCCAGCGAAAAUACAUUGCUACAGGGCCCGCCUGAAGAGCCAAUGUCUCCCAUGGUACCUGGGAGUCAAAUUUCCCAGCUGCCUGUCUGCUCCACCGAAGUCACAGACCAAGAAGACCCCGAGAAUCCAGAUAUUGACUGGGCUUUGAACACUACCUUUCUUGGAACGGUCACCGCGUACUGCUUCGGGGUGUGUCUGGCUAUGGCUUGUUUCAUCUUCACUAGGAGUCAACCUAGUUAUAGUGUCUCUCCUUUGGAAGGGGUCUCCGUGAUAGGUGGAGGUGUUCCGCUGGUAUUCUGGGAGAUGUACUUCCUGGUUCUUUGUUCCAUCAUCAUUGAGCUGGCCGUGCCGCAAGAUAUGUCCUGGCUUCGAAGAUCAUUACUGUCUGAAUAUCGGUUUGCUUCUGGCUGUCUGGGCAUUAUUCACGACUAG
Messenger RNA from Penicillium canescens, 1524 nucleotides. RefSeq names its product Methylthioribulose-1-phosphate dehydratase. Lineage: Eukaryota; Fungi; Ascomycota; Eurotiomycetes; Eurotiales; Aspergillaceae. Bases 1 to 1524 code for a protein of 507 amino acids. The record is from RefSeq and is a predicted model, not a curated record. The transcript has 6 exons.